UGACUCAAAAUACGGAAGUGGACAAACUGAAAUUGAAUUUCUGGCGACCAUUUUUUCGUAAAUAAUUGUUUCAAAUAUGAGAUGACAAUAUGAAGCCGAAAACUAACAGACAGCGCAAAGAGCGCGAGAUCGACAAAGACACUGUUGUCGCCUAUCAUGAAUUUCUCCAGGGACGUAUACAGGGGGAACUGAACGGGGUUACGAUUGGCCCCGGAUAUACGCUCAGUAGAUUUGCCGUUGGGUUUUUCAUUUUCGGAUUUGUUUGUAUGAUUGUUGGUAUUCUUGUGAUCACACUCCGCCACAGACAUGUAUACCUUGUGUCCUGGGAUGACCAGUUUUUGGGCCCAUUCUUUAUCAUCAUGUUCUUGCUAUGUUGUGCUGUUGCUACAUUCUUGCUUCUGAUUGCCAAACGGAGGACCAAUCAGUACAGAAAAGAUCUUGCAUUUCGACCAAUUGGAGACUAUGGUGUUGCUGUGGUCCACAAGAGCAAGCUUAGUUAUGAUGACCAAAAGAAAUCAGAGUUAAAGUCUGGUACAACGCCACAUAAUGUCAGACAUCCAGGCCGACCAGGCGUUAAUGACAAAGGUAACCGGGGUGAUUAUAGCAAGAGUCGAGGCUAUGAUAACCGUGGUUACAAUGACGACAAUGGACGUCGGUACUAUGACGAUGAAAAACGACGUGACCGAGACAGGGACAGGGGUAGAGAUCAGAGAGACGGUCGUAGUCGUGGCGAUAGGCCUAGGGAUGAUCGACCAAGAGACCGGCCACCUAGAAGGGAUGGGGAUCGUCGUCCUCCUCCUCGUGAAGGAGAGAGGGGUCGCGAUGAUCGGGAAAGAGGUAGAAGACCUCCAGGUGAUCCUAAUCGCCCACGACCUCCCAGGGGACCAGAAGAUGAACGCCGUAGAGCUGAAGCAAGGAGGAGAUAUGAAGAAGACAAGAGAAGGAGAUAUGAGGAAGACAAAAGACGAGCUGAACUCAGGAAACAGGCAGAGGCUGAAAGCUAUGAUCGUAUGGAGCGUACUCCGAGCCAGGAACGUGGUAUAGACGUUGAUGAAGGGGCACGUACGUACCAGGUACAGACCACAGUAACAUUAUCACGUCAGAUUCAAGAAACGGAUGAAUCUGAGUUAUAGAUCUGUACAUUACUACAGCAUUCCAUUGUGCUUAUACUUGGAAAGGACAUUCCAUUAAUAUGACAUUCCUUUAAUAUGACAUUACAGAUAACAAGCAGAAGAUAUUCCAUGGUACAUUUUAUACUGAUUAAGCGGACAUUGUGCACACAUCAUUCCAUUGAAAACCAUUCUAGAACACAAGACAAAUGGAAGUAUAUUUCAUUGUACAUAUGAUUACAGUAGGUUGAUGUUCAAAGUAGGUAAAUGUUGGAAAGGGACUUCAUCAGUUUUUUGUAGUAAAAGAGCUUUGUCAAAGUAUUAGUGUCAAAUAAUUUUGUUAUUGAAUUUAGAAAAAUUUUAAUAGCUAUUCCUUGUCUGUAAAGAUUUUUUUUUCAAUGAUAAAAUUUUAAAAUAGAAUUAAAAUGCAAGACCUAAGCAAAAUUACUUUUUCCACUAUAUUCAGAAUUAUUUUCUUUAGUAAGAAAAAUGUUGCAAUCAAGUGUUUUAACAAACACUAUGUACAGCCAAGUCAUUUUGUUGUAAAAUUAUAUAAAACUACUAAAGUAUUAGUCAGGUAUAUAGAAAUAAUUUAAUUUAAUACUGGAUUAUCUUAUCCUUUUAAAAAAGAAAAGGCUUAUUCUAAUCAAUAGCAUGUCCAGAACUGUAUGAGUUGGGAGUUAUACAUGUCCUUGAAAUAGUUUUUGUACAUAUAUGUAUGUAUACAUUUUUUAGCAUUUAGUCGUUUUGAGUCCUGUAUCAUAGCCCUGAUCAUACCUUUUAUAUAUAUCAUUUGGUCUAACCAUUUUCACAUGUAUAUAGACAAGCAUAUAUUUUUAUACAAAUCAUUUUUAUAACUCUCAGUUGUAUAUUCUUUUUAUGCAAUCUUUAUUACAGCAGAAUAUGUAAUUUUUAAGUGAUUUUAUUCAGUACUAUGUUGUGAACAGUAAGGUGUUUGAUGUUGAAAUUUGAGAAAAAAGUGUUAACUAUGAUUUAGCUGUGAACCUUUAGGUACUUGAGUAUUUGAAAUAAUAAGCAUAACAUAAACUGAACUUUUUCAUCAGUUAAAAUGAACUUUAGUUUUAGAAUUAACUAUCCAUAUUGUCAACAAUGGUUGUGCGAAAAAAAAUAUCAAGAUUAUAUUAAAGGGAGAAAACUGA
Molecule: messenger RNA, 2269 nt
Organism: Mercenaria mercenaria
Lineage: Eukaryota; Metazoa; Mollusca; Bivalvia; Venerida; Veneridae
Product: nuclear speckle splicing regulatory protein 1-like
Exons: 5
Coding region: 90-1133 (347 amino acids)
Source: RefSeq, a predicted model, not a curated record